UCUUUGCCUCCGCGGGCGGAAGCGCAGCUCGACGCGAGGGGCGGGAGGAGGAGGUCGUUGGAGGCGCCUGUUCCGGUCGUGAGGGGCUUCCUGGUCGCAGCAGGCAGCGCUAAUGCAAAAUACUUUCCACAAUGCUUGGUGGAUAUGAUGAUAUAGAAGCAUUUGAAGAUGAUCUCUACUGUGAAGAGUCUUCUAGUGAAGAAAGUAUUGAUAGCGAAGUAGAAUUUCACCUUUAUAGCCAAGUCCAUUAUGCACAAGGCCAUGAGGAUGCCAUUGGAGAAGAAACUGAAGAACAUGGAUCUGGGCAAAAGCAGAGUUUAGUUAGUAAAGAGCAAAAAAACAACAACUUUAUUAUAAUUUCAGACAGUGAAGUCACUCACGUUUCUGAUAGUCCAGAUGUUAUCACCUUGUCAGACACCCCUGAUGAAGACAGCAUUUACAGAAGCAGACUCCAGAAGCGAACAACACCAGAGGCUCCAGUGCCAGGGAAAACAUACAGUCUUGCAGAGCUCACCUCGCCAAAGCCCACUAGACAUUCUUCUCAGAUUACUCCAAAUUCAAAGGGAUGGACCACAGGAAUUUCAAAGAAGGAGAAAAGGACUAGUGAAAAGUCUAUCUCCUUUCACCAUGAAGGUGUUCGCAUGAUCCACAAGAUUUUAGUAAUAGAGGAUAGCUCUAGUGAUGAGAAUGCAGUUGAUGUGAGAAGCAUUGCCUCUGAAAGUGAUAAUGUAGAGAGCUGGAUGCUGCUGGGAGGUGCCAGAGAGGACAAAGAUGACAACAUCCUCUUAAACCUUGAGGGCUGUGGAACAUUGGCCAGUGAAGGAGAAGGUGGAGAAGACUGGAACAUCAGUGAUAAAGACUUGGAGGCACGGAUUGGCAACUAUGUUACAGUGCGGCACAACAACAGAUACUACAUGCCAGACAAAAAUGUCACUUGCAGAAAUUGUGAUAAACGAGGUCACUUAUCAAAAAAUUGUCCUACCCCAAAGAAAAUUCCACCUUGUUGUCUGUGUUCCGAAAGAGGUCACUUACAAAACAGCUGUCCUGCACGAUUUUGUUUAAAUUGUUGUUUGCCUGGACACUACUCGAGAGAGUGCCUUGAGAGAACGUACUGGAAAAAACAUUGUAACCGCUGUGAUAUGAGAGGCCAUUAUGCAGACGCUUGCCCAGAAAUAUGGAGGCAGUAUCACCUAACAACCAGGCCGGGACCACUGAAGCAUGCUGAAACACAAGUUGAGCAUUCUGCUUCUGUGUACUGUUACAACUGUGCAGAGAAAGGCCAUUAUGGAUAUGAAUGUUCAGAGAGGCGGAUGUUUGGAGGGACAUUUCCUACUUCCCCCUUCAUCUAUUACUAUGAUAGCAAAUACGAUAUCAAGAGGCGUGGUCAGAGAGUAAAGAAAAAAGUGCAAGAACUUCAGGAUGCAGGCCUUGUGCCAAAGGCUCUGAAGAGACCACGCAUAGACAAUGGCCAGAAACUGCACGGCCAUAAGAAAAAGAAGAAAACAUUAAAGGACCAUGACAAGAGAGGAGAUAAGCAUCAUAAAAAGCUGAAGAAAAUGUCCCAGGCCAACAUACUCAAAGGAAGGAAGGAUAAGAAGGUGGUCCAGAGUAAGUCUAACAUGGAAGAGGACUUUCCCAGAGGUGGUAACAGGGAUGCUCUUAAAAAGAGCAGGAAAACCAGGGCACAUGGCACGUUUGGCCUCCCAGCAAAUGGAGGCAAAGCAGAAAUCCUUCAUGUUUCUUUGGAGACAGCAAAAAAGAGGAAGAAGAAGAAGAAGUGGAGAAACUACACAAGUGGUAGCUCUCCCAGGGAUGAGAGUUUAUUCCUGAUAAAACAGAGGAAGAAGAAAUCAAAACAGAAACCCAAUUUGUGACAGAAGCGGGAGUGGAUGUGGGGUUGGGGGCUCAGCUUGAGACAGCUUUCCCACCAUGACGCACCCACACCCCGUUCCGAUGUGGAACAUAAAACCAUCCAUAAGUGCAGGCUGGGAUACAAA
This is a messenger RNA of Lacerta agilis (Sand lizard), 1997 nucleotides long. It is a transcript of the gene ZCCHC7, whose product is annotated as zinc finger CCHC-type containing 7. The transcript has 9 exons. Lineage: Eukaryota; Metazoa; Chordata; Lepidosauria; Squamata; Lacertidae. The record is from RefSeq and is a predicted model, not a curated record. Gene Ontology annotation, molecular function: nucleic acid binding; zinc ion binding. Bases 132 to 1874 code for a protein of 580 amino acids.